Messenger RNA from Centropristis striata (black sea bass), 4441 nucleotides. RefSeq names its product phosphatidylinositol glycan anchor biosynthesis class G (gene pigg). Gene Ontology annotation, biological process: GPI anchor biosynthetic process. The record is from RefSeq and is a predicted model, not a curated record. Gene Ontology annotation, cellular component: endoplasmic reticulum membrane. The transcript has 13 exons. The coding region runs from base 240 to 3158 and encodes 972 amino acids. Lineage: Eukaryota; Metazoa; Chordata; Actinopteri; Perciformes; Serranidae.
UUCCAGCGCUAUUAACUGCUAUUGGUGUUUUUAUUUUAAAUUACAGCCACAAAUAUAUAACAAAUAGGUAAUUCAUUUUAAACCGAGGCACGUGUUAUUGUGAAGUAUUGUUUGGCUAAAAAUGGGAUGUUACGUCUUUUUAUUUUCUUCAUAAAGUGUGUGCAGAAAGUGAUGUCGGUUGUUAGCUACUGCAGCAAGUUAUCUCACUAACAUCAAGUGUCAACCAGACAAGCAGCAACAUGAAAGUCCGCUCGUCUGUCUUCGCCUCGUUCAUGUUAAUAUUUGAAGUGAUUGGCAUUGCCCUGUUCCUGCGGGGGUUCUUCCCUGUUCCUCUCAAGUCUUCCCUCUCAUCCAAGAACAAGCUGUCAGAGCUGCCAGCCGAGCCGCUGACAGGUGAGCUGACAGGAAGAUCUCCCAACUCCUCUCGCCUCCCACAGCCGCUGUUUAAACGGGUGGUGGUGAUGUUAGUGGAUGCCCUGCGGGAGGACUUUGUGUUUGGAGCCAAUGGACGCAGGAACAUGCCCUACACCAGACACCUGGUGGAGAGGGGCUCCACGCUCAGCUUUGUGGCCAAGGCCAGACCUCCCACUGUCACCAUGCCCAGGAUCAAGGCUCUUACCACUGGCAGUAUCCCAGGCUUCAUUGAUGUGGUAAUGAACCUGAAUUCUCCUGCACUGCUGGAAGACAACCUCAUUUGGCAGGCCAAAACAGCAGGGAAGAGGAUGGUCUUCUACGGAGAUGACACCUGGGUGCGACUCUUCCCCAAACACUUCAUGGAGUACGAUGGCACGACCUCCUUCUUUGUAUCCGACUACACCGAGGUUGACAACAAUGUGACCCGUCACUUGGAUAGCACCCUAAAGAGAGACGACUGGGACAUCCUGAUCCUCCACUACCUGGGCCUCGACCACAUCGGUCACAUCAGUGGACCCCACAGUUCUCUCAUCCAGCCCAAACUACUGGAGAUGGAUGACAUCCUGAAAAAGAUUCACAGCGCCCUCAUUCCAAAGGAGGCAGAGGGAUCCUUGCCCUACCUGCUGGUGCUAUGCGGAGACCACGGCAUGUCGGAGACCGGCAGUCACGGAGGCUCCUCGGAGCCAGAAGUCAAUACGCCCCUGGUGCUCAUAAGUCCGGCCUUCAAAAGAAAAGUGGGGAUGGAGAAGCCUGGAGUGGUGGAGCAAGUUGACCUGACUCCAACCCUGGCUCUGGGACUCGGUCUGCCCAUAUCUCAAAACAGCGUUGGCCGUGUCAUCCCGGGUGUCUUGGAGGAAACCUCGCUCCGAGACCAGCUGCGAUUCCUGCAUCUCAAUGGCCACCAGCUCAGCUGCCUGCUCAAAGACAGCAUGCCCGACUAUGAGAAAGAGGCGGGCUUUGAGCAGUUCCGUGUGGCAGAAAAGGCUCAUGGGAGCUGGAUGAAGCUCUUUAUGGAGGGCAACACCUCUGAGGUGCUCUCCAACAUGGGCAACAAGGUCCUGAAGCAGUAUCUGGAAGCCCUGGCUGCCAUGAGCUCGGCCCUCAGCAAACAGCUGGGCAAGUACGACAUGUACUCCAUGAUCGCAGGCAUGGUGUUUGUGUUUCAGCUCCUGUUGGUCUUACUGCUGGCGAUGCCUGAAGCCCUCAGUAGUGAUGCAGCAGUAGAUCUUCCCGUCCUCUCGGCCCUGCUCUCCCUGCCUUUCUACCUCUUGUGCCUGCUGCUCGCCUCAGUGCACGUCUUGGUGUGCACGUCUGCCGAGAGCUCCUGUUACUUCUGCAGCCUCUCCUGGGGUCUCGUGUUUGCUGCUAUUGCAUUUUCCUCUGCAAUGUUUUGUAUUCUGGUCACCAUGGCAGCGCGGCGACUCCCCCUGGGACCAAAGAUUCACGGGAAGUCUCCACUGAGCAGCAGUGGCAGUGAGUGGUCGCUGUCGGAGCUGGAUGUGUUGCUGCUGGCCGGCACAGUCGGACACACUCUCAGCUUGGCAGCCAGCAGCUUUGUAGAGGAAGAGCACCAAACCUGGUACUUCCUGCUCAACACCCUCUGCCUCGCCGUCUUCCAGGACGUCUGCCGCAAGUACUUUAGAGAGCAGAAAGGCUCUGGAGAAGAAGAAGAGCCUAUCCUCCCUUCUAAAGACUGUCAUCCCACCGCUCACCCCAAGGCAGAGAUUUACUCAGAGAAGUGGCUAGCAUUAGCCACGCCACCCUUCACGCUGGUCUGCUGCCGACUGCUGCGCUCGCUCAAUCAGACCGGAGUGCAGUGGGCCCAUCUUCCCGAUGUGGGACAUUGGCUUAACAGCUCCGAACACAGGACAGUACUCUCCCUGCUGGCUGCUUUCUGUUUGGUUCUUAUCUACCUCCUGGUUCAAAGACGCUGCUCGUGGGUUUCUAAGGUUGCCCUCGCCCUCGGACUUUUGGGUGUCUACAGCUACCGGGCAGCUGUCGGCAAUGUCUGGUUUCCCUGGCAACACUCCAGUCGAACUACAUCUAAGGGAACAGUGGAGGCACGCUUUGUUUACGUCUUCAUCUUGGGCAUCCUCUUCACGGGCACCAAAGACCUGCUGCGAUCCCAAAUCAUCACAGCAGAUGCCAAGUUAAAGAGCAGGGGAUUGUGGGAGAUUUACAGCGGCUUGGUCUUAUUGGUUUCGCUAUUGUUUCGUGCUCACAACCUGCCAGUUCUCUGCUGCUGCCUGUUGAUCCAGACGCUCAUGGCUCAGUUCAUCUGGAAGAAGCUCCACUAUGACGCAGCCCAGACCACCAUCAUGCAUUACUGGUUCGGCCAGGCCUUCUUUUACUUUCAGGGCAACUCCAACAAUAUCGCCACCGUCGACAUUUCAGUCGGCUUCGUUGGACUGGAAAGUUACGUAGAAGCACCUGCCAUCUUCUUAACGGCCCUCAGCACUUACGCAGGGCCUCUGCUCUGGGCGUGUCACCUCGUCUGCUACCUCAGCGCAGAGAGAGACCGGAGCCCGGUUGCACUCGGCCAUGGCUGCUACUGUUUGGCCCUGCUGAGGUCUGUGCCAGCUGCAGCCUACAUUGUGCUGGUAACUGCUCUGCGGUACCAUCUCUUCAUAUGGAGCGUCUUUUCACCCAAAUUACUGUAUGAGUCUAUGCACCUGCUGCUGACUGCAGGAGUCUGUCUCUUCUUCAAUACGAUGGAGCAAAGCCACAGUUCCAGUAAGUCUUAGGGGGCCAAAGACGCACAUCUUCCCUUAGGGGAAGUCAAAGGGUCACAGACUGUGAGUAAGACUUUCAGACUGGUGCACACUGCAAUAUGCUUACCCUCACUGUGUAGUAUACUGAUCUGUUCACAAUAUGUGAACAGAUGCUUCACAAAGGCUCCUUCCUUUGGACUCUGUUUGUUUGGUUUGCAAGGAAACACUCUGAAAAAGCUAAACUACAAUGUAUUUUUCAGCCGUCUAUUUGAAUAUUUAAUUCUUUCCAAGGAAAAAUUAAUAAAAGUGUAAUGACAUAAAGAAGAUUUUUGAAAGAAAAACCCUUUUUUUAAUAUAUACAUUCAAUAUGUUAGCCUACCUCAGGGACUGUGAGCUGCAAUAAUGCAGAGUUUGAUGAUUUGGUUACAUGCAUAAUUGAUUGACUUAUAAAUGUGAUGUUUGGGUGCUGGGAGUUUAACUGUUCUCAACAGCUUAGUAAAGGUCUGCAUCCUCACAGGUGUUUUCAAUUAUUCUACCUGAUUAGAAGUUAGGUGGGAGUUUGGCUGAGCAGUGCUGCCAAUUACAUGAGGUCACCAAACUCAAUAGGGCUGCAGUCGAACAGUCUUUUUCCUAACUGAGUGAAAUGACCUGGAAGCAUCUAAGUGGCAGCCAUGAUAAGAGCUGGUCCAACUGUCUGAAUGCCUCAGUGCUUCCUUUCUCUCCUUUAUCUCCUGUGGCGUACACUAACCCUAACCCUGGUCCGUCCUUUACCACAGGAAAGGACAUAAGGCCGUCCCACAAGUCCAUGCAGCAGCAGCAUUUAGAGCAACACAACAAUUGGUAGUUAGAUUAACAAUUAUUUUUAUACAAUCAUGCAAAUUGGGAUUCAUGAGGAUAAAUAUGACAGGACAGGAGGGACACUUUUUUGACUGCUUGCUAGCUUAUUUCACCUACUUUAAUUUCACUUAUUUUUAGUAAUCCACUUAUUUACAACAAGCCUGUCUGGCAGCAACAUGAUAAACCGUUUAUCUUCUUCUGUUCAAUGGUGGAUGGCAACUAGCUUUUAAUGUGCAUAAGUGCCCACCUCUCUUGGUGUAUUGAACAAAUGUUACAUUCUAUCAAGAAAAAUAUUGAGUUAAUUAACAUUAUUGUCUUAUCACCUUGCCCAACUGGCACUGGUGGACUUGUGGGGGUUAUGCCCCCCUGGUGCCCCAAUGUUUAAAAGAGAACGCAGCGAAAGUGCCCUCUUAGAUGCCCCUUGUUGUCGAUUAAACAUGAUGAAGUGCACUGGUGCCCUUUUCAUUUUUUUCGCCCUU